Lactuca sativa (garden lettuce) is the source of this 2653-nucleotide messenger RNA. Its product is annotated as phosphatidylinositol 4-kinase gamma 2. NCBI's taxonomy places the organism in Eukaryota, Viridiplantae, Streptophyta, Magnoliopsida, Asterales, Asteraceae. Gene Ontology annotation, molecular function: protein binding. The record is from RefSeq and is a predicted model, not a curated record.
AAAGUGCCGUUGAUAGUUGAUAAUACAAAGCAUCAUUGUUGAUGAUGUUUCAGGUCAAGACAAAAACCAAACUCAACGGCUAUACUUUCGCUCUCUCACUUCACCACCGAUCGACAUUUUCCCCGGAAUCAUAAAUCCGACGAAACUCUCGCACAAUCAUUUGAACCCUAAAACCAAGUCACACCACCUCACCUCCGAUGCAUUUCUAUUUUUGGUAACCACUUCAUCAACAGAUCACGUCUCAACUCAUCAUCAUCAACAUCGAUAUAAGCUCAUCACUUUCUUCAAAUUGACCUUUGGUUCUUCCCAACCAGGUUAGAAUCCACGAAAAUUGUUUAAAAAAAAGUUUCAUCUUUUAGAAACACGCUCCAUUUCUUGAUUGUCCCCCUUCGUGUCGCCGAUCUCUUCGCUUUUUACCACUUGAUUUCUAUUACAAGAGAUAUUGUUGAUCUUAUUUAAAUUCUCACAGCUGAAUCGUCUUUUGGAGUUAAUCGAGUAAAAUGCCCUUUGAUACGAGGCUCUUUUGGGGGUCCUUCUGUUGAAAGGGCAUUAGGGUUUUGGUUCUUAUCUUGUGUUUCUGUUUCUGAACAAAGUAAUUACUUUUGUUUGUUGAAACCUUUUGAUUCUUUAGGGUUCGUUUGUUGUUGUUGUUGUAAGUGUAAUACAUGUUCUAUUUGAUUGAGAUGUGACGAAUAUUGUUGUAAAAAAAGAAGAUAGUGAAGAGGAAGAAGAAGAAGCCAAAAGUUUAACACUUUGUGUGAUCGGAUUGCUACAAUGUCAGCUGUUGAUGUUGCUUUGAGUCCUAUCCACAUAGAAUCCGGUUUCAUUCAUAACCGGAACAAAUCCAUUGUCAUAUACCUAACUGUCGCUGAUUCUGUGAUUCCCAUGUGUAUUCUGGAAUCCGAUUCCAUUGCUUCAGUAAAACUCAGGAUUCAAACAUGUAAAGGGUUUCUAGUGAAGAAACAGAAGCUAGUUUUCGAAGGAAAAGAAUUAUCAAGAAACAACACUCUUCUUACAGACUACGGUGUUUCAAGUGGUGAUGUUCUUCAUUUAAUUCUCAGGGUCUCUAACCUUCUUGUAAUCACAGUUGAAACCGCUUUCAGAAAAGAAUUCAAAUUCCAAGUUGAAAGGUUUAGAAACAUAAGGCAUCUGAAACAGAAGAUAUCAGAACAAGCAAAAGGGUUUCCAUUUGUUAACAUUGAUGAUCAAGAAAUCUUGUGUAAUGGUGAAAAGCUUGAUGAUCAAAGACUCAUUGAUGACAUUUGCAAGAAUCAAGAUGCUGUUGUUCAUUUGGUUGUUCAGAAACCUCAAGAAUCUCAACCUAGAAAAGAUCUCAGAAACAAAAAGAUUCAAAACAAAUCACUUUUGCAGCCUAUUAUCAUCAAUCCUGAUUUGAAAAUUCCACCUGUCAUAUGGGACAUGUUACAUUCAGCAUCAGAAGGUUUAAAAAAAAUAAAAAAACCGAUUAGGUCAUCAGAGGGGACAGGUGGCGCGUAUUUUAUGCAACACCCAUCAGGGAAAAAACACGUUGCUAUUUUCAAACCCAUAGAUGAAGAACCAAUGGCUGUUAACAACCCUCAAGGGCUACCUCCAUCAACAAAUGGUGAAGGACUAAAGAGGGGGACUAAGGUAGGCGAAGGUGCACUGAGGGAAGUUGCAGCCUACAUCCUUGACCAUCCGUUGACCGGACCUCGGUCAACAAAAAUGGAGAUGGGUUUUUCGGGUGUGCCCCCAACAAUCAUGGUAAAGUGUUUGAAUGAAGAGUUUAAUCAUCCACAAGGGUAUGAUGGUGGUGAAAAGAAUAUCAAGAUUGGAUCUUUGCAGAUGUUUGUUAAGAAUUGUGGUAGUUGUGAGGAUUUGGGGCCUCGGGAUUUUCCAGUGGAAGAGGUUCAUAAGAUCACGGUGUUUGAUUUGAGAACCGCAAAUGCCGAUAGGCAUGCGGGAAAUAUUUUGAUGAACCGCGAAAGUGAUCGGAUUGUGUUGAUUCCUAUCGAUCAUGGAUACUGCUUGCCCGAGAAUUUCGAAGAUUGCACGUUUGAUUGGCUCUAUUGGCCACAAGCGCGCGAACCCUACUCACAAAAAUCACUUGACUACAUAAACUCGCUAGAUGCAGAGCAAGACAUAGCACUUUUAAGCUCAUAUGGGUGGGACCUUUCACUCGAGUGUGCACGUACCUUUCGCAUCUCCACCAUGCUUCUAAAAAAAGGUGCAAAAAAAGGGCUCUCCCCCUUCACCAUAGGCAAAAUCAUGUGUAGAGAAACAUUAAACAAAGAAUCCAUGAUUGAAAAGAUUGUUGAAAAAGCCCAUGAUUCCAUGAUCACAGGAAUGAGUGAGGUUGUGUUUCUUGAAACUGUCUCUAAGAUCAUGGAUUCUGAGCUUGAGAAUGUGUGUGUUUAAGGCUCGUAUAGGAUUUGAGUAAUUUGUUGGGUUUUAGUUUUUUUUUUUUUUUUUUUUUUUAUGAAGUAUUUGCUUUGAAUUUCUGUUGAGGUGAUUGACGGAAGUUUGGAGUGAUACGAAUAAAAGUGUGAUCAAGAUCAGCAAUGGUGUUUUUUAGAUCUUGUUGCUGAAUUUGGGUUUGUAGUUGAAUGAUUUGUAUUUUGUAGUUAUGUAACAAAGCUUUUGUUGCUUAUGAUAAUUGAUGUGUUAAAAAACA